Molecule: messenger RNA, 3571 nt
Organism: Egretta garzetta (little egret)
Lineage: Eukaryota; Metazoa; Chordata; Aves; Pelecaniformes; Ardeidae
Gene: VMP1
Product: vacuole membrane protein 1
Exons: 12
Coding region: 1750-2970 (406 amino acids)
Biological process (GO): Golgi organization; autophagy
Cellular component (GO): membrane; endomembrane system; endoplasmic reticulum
Source: RefSeq, a predicted model, not a curated record
UUUUUGUGCAGGAUGUGUUACCAUCUUGUGACAAUACCUGUGACCUUUCUUUCCUCUGUGCCUUUUGGAAGCACAGGGAGGCUGACGGCGGAGUGCUUGACUGCCACCAGAAGGCACAAUGCAGUCUGAGGGCUGAGACAAACAUCUUGUCAGAUAGUAUGCAUGUGGAUUUCUGUAUAGCCCUCUGGAACUGAGGAUGUGAAAGACACAGUGUCUGUUUAGUCACCUGAAUAUUAAGUUUACGGUCUUUUUUCCAGUGUUGUGUAGCCCCUCUCUCCAAAGCCUUUCUCUCUGCUCGCAUCAGUCUUUCCAAGUCAUCCCUUUUGCUGAAAGAGCUGCUUGGGCCUACGUGACGUGCCCUCCCCGUGACGUACGUUAUUGUGGCACUGCUCGGUGCUGUGGUAGUACUUCUCGCUGAAUCCCUGUUUGAGAGAGGGCAUGCAGUACAGUGUAUCGUAAUGCUGUCUCAUUCAAAAUCCAGAUAUAGUUGAGCUGGGCGUUUGGGAAACUGAAGUUAGCGUAGCAGCACAGCAGUAACACUGAGGAGGUCUCCUGUGAUCUCCUCAGGUCACCCUCUCAGCAGCGUAUUUCAUCCUCUCUGAUAACCUUGAAGUGAUUUUCUCAGCAGCUGGUUGAGCGUCGUCCCGGUCAGCAGAGGAGCAGUCUCAUUCUGUAAACUGUGAUCUGUACCCCAGGCUUGCUGCCUCCUGCCAGUGUAAGGAGCACAGAACUGAUCUGUGAUCUGCAUUGUGGCAUGAGAUGCUACACUGAUAAUGUUCACAUUCCCACUUAUUUCAAUUUACUUUCUUUUAUUUAAAUCUUUUUUUUUUUUUUGAAGUUUCAGUAGGAGAUCGCUGCAAAGAUUUGAACAACCUGAAUUUUGUCUUUCCUACCAUCUUCCGUGCCUUUUCUUCUAUAUAUUUUGUAACGACUCUACUGUAUUAUUAUAGCACCUGAUUCUACUGCUGGAUCUGCACAGACAACCAUCAAUAUUCAUGUUUCACCUGAGAAAAUCCACCAGGGAGAACAGUUUAAUGUAUAUGUGGUCUUAACGGCAGGGACAGAACUUCUAGUAACCUCAGAAGAAAACACGCACCACCCCUAAAACUCGUGUUCCAACAAUAUGAAAUCAUUCUUUCCUAAAAGAUGUCCCAAAGUCUUUUUGGAAAAGUGGAAAUUUUAACUCUGAAUUGUAAGAUGACUUUUUUGAAAUGGGAUUUGGCUAGGAAUUGGGAAAUAGGUCUGGUGUACAGAGGCAUAACCCACAAAGUGGAAACCUGUGGUCUUUAACUGAAUUACUUUUCCUUUGAGGGAUUAGACCAUUUUAGUUAGAAAAACAUUUUUAGUAUGGGAAUAAAUGCACUUAUAUCAAAGUAACCCAUUAUAGCUAAAUCUAUGGAGAUUUUGAACGUCUUUCAGAUGUGUCCUAAUUUAUUUUAAUUGAAUGCUUCCCAUGAGUGUUGAAAGACUGGAAAAAAUCAAGCAGUUAAUCUUUCUAUUUUCUGUCGUCUUUAGGAAAGUUAUUAACCUUCAAGUUAGGGACUGUGUCAGUUUUGUAUCACAUGAUGAACGGUAUUGUCAUACUCUGUAGGGACAGAAGGUUUGGAUGAGCAGUCGCCUUGGUCUUGAAUGUCUACAGAGCUGAGGACGUAGUUGUCUGUUCCGCUGGCUUCAAAUACGGAAGAAGUAGUGAAGAGCAACACAGUUGUACGGAGCUGAAAGGAUCCCCAUACGUGACUGAUCUAUGAAAUGGCAGAGAAUGGAACAGAUUGUGACCAGAGACGCAUAGGUAUGAUCAAAGAACAGCACAAUGGAAACUUUACAGAUUCCUCUUUGCUGAGUGAACGGAAGCGAAGGGACCGAGAAGAGAGGUUGAAUAUUGUACUAUGGAGAAAACCGCUUGUUACCUUGCAGUAUUUUUUCCUGGAAACUCUAAUAAACUUGAAGGAAUGGACCAUAAAAUUGUGGCAUCGGCGAAGUAUCUUGGUGUCUUUUUUACUGACGCUUGCAGUGCUUACAGCUACGUAUUACAUUGAAGGAACGCAUCAACAGUAUGUGCGGUAUAUGGAGAAAAAGUUCUUCUGGUGUGCCUACUGGGUAGGAUUAGGCAUUCUGUCCUCUGUUGGACUUGGAACAGGUCUCCACACCUUUCUGCUCUAUUUGGGUCCACACAUAGCAUCAGUUACUCUUGCUGCAUAUGAAUGUAACUCAGUUAAUUUUCCUGAGCCUCCUUACCCGGAUCAAAUUAUCUGCCCUGAUGAGGAGGCGACUGAAGGAUCCAUCUCUCUGUGGGCUAUCAUCUCAAAAGUCAGGCUGGAGGCCUGCAUGUGGGGUGCUGGCACAGCCAUUGGAGAGCUGCCUCCAUACUUUAUGGCGAGGGCGGCCCGACUCUCUGGUGCUGAACCUGAUGAUGAAGAGUACCAGGAAUUUGAGGAGAUGCUGGAACAUGCAGAGACUGCACAAGAUUUUGCUUCCCGGGCUAAACUGGCUGUCCAGAACCUGGUGCAGAAGGUUGGGUUCUUCGGCAUUUUGGCCUGCGCUUCGAUUCCAAACCCUCUGUUUGACCUGGCCGGGAUAACAUGCGGACACUUUCUGGUUCCCUUCUGGACCUUCUUUGGUGCAACCUUGAUUGGGAAAGCAGUAAUUAAAAUGCACAUCCAGAAACUUUUCGUUAUUAUAACAUUCAGCAAACAUAUAGUGGAGCAGAUGGUGUCCCUAAUUGGUGCUAUUCCAAGUAUAGGUACUUCUCUUCAGAAGCCAUUUCAAGAAUAUUUGGAAGCUCAGAGGAUAAAACUUCACCACAAGCCUGACAGUGGCGUGCCACAGGGGGAAAACUGGCUAUCGUGGAUGUUUGAAAAAUUGGUGAUUGUCAUGGUUUGUUAUUUUAUCUUAUCUAUAAUCAACUCCAUGGCCCAGAGCUACGCUAAACGACUGCAACAGAAGAUGUACUCUGAAGAAAAAACCAAAUGAGCUUGGAAAAAACCCCUUGGAAUGGGUUUUAGCAGACAAAAAAUGACACAUCUUUCCAUAUGUUUAAAAAUCAGCAUUACUCAAAAUGGGGGAAAACUUUUUAACAUCCAUUUUCAACUAUAACAAGUUUUUAUUUAAUUUUGAAAGUAAUUUGGAUAUUAGAGCAGACGUUUCAUUGACAAACUUAUAAAUGUUAAGGUAAGGUAAAAAUGCUUUACGUGUCUGAGUUGUAUUAUAUGGGAUGGACAAUGUGAUGUUAAAUGGAGUUUAACACAAAUGUUGUCCAUCCAAAUUACUUCCAAACCCGAUGAUUUAAUACUCUCCACGUCCUGAUUUAACUUCAGACUGACCUAAGGGUAACUUCUUAUUUUGAAGGGUGGCUGGUUUGCUUUUUCCAUAACUUUCAGGACCAUUAAAAUGUACAUAAAUGAAUACGGAUUGGAUACAAACUGUUGCAUGUCCCUCAUGGUAAGGCUGUUCCAUCUGGAUUCCCCAGUGUCCCAUUGCAUUGCACGUGCUCUCGGUUGGGAAAGCCACCCUCUUAACUUUGGUGAUGUUAGCAGAGAAGAUCCAUGUCAAAAUGCCGAAGCUGACAUUUUUU